AUGAAAGCCAAAGUCCUGAGCACGUUGAGAGAACGCAGAGCUGUCCCAGUUGACGACAGUCUAGCACCCCCGUAUACCGGAUCCUGGAAACUCCUAGUGACCCCAAUACCGCCCGCACAGGGUUCGCCACUGCGUUUCAAACGCAUGCUGCUCUCCCUAUCCAACAUGCCGUUACAGUGGGAAAACCCAGGGCUACUCGACGAGGCCCUGUGCGUAGUUCCGCUGGAGCGGUUGUACAGCGAAGCCGAUGAGGAAUCCUCGAUUCUGGAAGCCGAGGCCGCUAGCCUAGGCGACGGGGGAAGAGCAGCUUGGGGCUACCAAGACUGCGUCGUCAGGGCGCUAUUGCGCUGGUUCAAACGCUCUUUCUUCACCUGGUCCAACAACCCUCCCUGCAGCGCGUGCCAGAAUGCUACAACCGCAGUGGGCAUAUGUGCACCCACGGACGAAGAGCAAGCCCGGAGCGCGAAGCAGGUCGAGCUCUACAAGUGCGCGAGUCCCAGCUGCGAUGCAUACGAGCGCUUCCCUCGCUACAGCGACCCGUUCGUCCUGCUGCAGACGCGAAGAGGGCGAAGCGGGGAGUGGGCCAAUUGCUUCGGCAUGCUGUGUCGAGCCCUGGGGUCUCGUGUCAGAUGGGUCUGGAAUGCGGAAGACCACACCUGGAUCGAGACGUUCUCGGUCCAUAGGAACCGCUGGGUCCAUGUCGACCCUUGCGAGGAGGUUUGGGACCAGCCACAGCUCUACACCGUUGGUUGGGUGAGGAAGUUGACAUACUGCAUCGCCUUCUCCACAGACGGUGCUGUGGACGUAACGCCUCGCUACGUCCGAGGAGUCAAGCAUAGUUCUCCGAGAACUCGAUGCACCGAGGCCGAACUGCUACACAUCCUAGCCGAAAUCACGAUGAAGCGCCGCGAGACCAUGAGCGAGCAAGACACGGCCAAGCUGAAAGAUGAACACGAUUGCGAAUCCAUGCAGUUCCGCAAGUACCUGAUCGCCGGCCUCGUGCACGAGGUCUGCAAUCACCUCACGCAACAUGGGACCCGUGGCCGCUGUGACGUGGACGCUGAGCCCGGCAAAAGCCUCGGGGAGAGAACGAGUGGCGAUCGUACGUCGUGAUGCAGCCCUAUCGAACUCACUUGCUGACUUUUGCUAGUUGCAUGGAUCCAGCGUCGAAACGAAGCGGGCUGACGUUAGUAGCAGACGACAAGUGUGAGAGUGGCUCAGUGAUUAUUGUCGAAGUAGCUGCGCUCCGGCCAAACGUCACAACUUCCAAGAUAGCAGCGACCCAGAAUUGCGUAACUCGUGACGCUCACUCCCUCAGUCUUUGUUUCUCUAUCCUUACAUAUCAACACCCUCCUCUUAGAUUCUACGAGUACCGCUGCAUGACCUCGGCGACCUUCUCGCGCACACCCUGCUUGCCGUCGUACUUCUCGAGCAGACUCGCGACAGCAUCGUCGGCCUUCUUCCCGCUCAUCUCACGCAGAAUCUCAUCUUCCUUGGGCAGCCCGAUCCAGGCGUGCGGGUACUCCUUGUAGUCGCCCUCGCUGAUGAGCGGCAGCGUCUCGCCGUUGGCCUUGCCGGCGAAGAAUUCGUGGACGUCGCUC
Molecule: messenger RNA, 1601 nt
Organism: Didymella exigua CBS 183.55
Lineage: Eukaryota; Fungi; Ascomycota; Dothideomycetes; Pleosporales; Didymellaceae
Exons: 2
Coding region: 1-1113 (370 amino acids)
Biological process (GO): protein deglycosylation; glycoprotein catabolic process; protein quality control for misfolded or incompletely synthesized proteins
Cellular component (GO): cytosol; nucleus
Molecular function (GO): peptide-N4-(N-acetyl-beta-glucosaminyl)asparagine amidase activity
Source: RefSeq, a predicted model, not a curated record